Molecule: messenger RNA, 464 nt
Organism: Ruditapes philippinarum (Manila clam)
Lineage: Eukaryota; Metazoa; Mollusca; Bivalvia; Venerida; Veneridae
Product: large ribosomal subunit protein eL43
Exons: 4
Coding region: 134-412 (92 amino acids)
Biological process (GO): translation
Cellular component (GO): ribosome
Molecular function (GO): structural constituent of ribosome
Source: RefSeq, a predicted model, not a curated record
UCUCCUUUUGAUCCUUCUUGAACGCUUAUUGACAAUAUAGCGAAUUGCGCAACAAGCAAGCGUCUGCCGUAAAAUGACAUAUCCCAGGGUUCCGUAAAUGUAAACUUCCUUUCAGCCAAUAAGUUUUAAGAAAAUGGCCAAGCGUACAAAGAAGGUUGGGAUCACUGGGAAGUAUGGUACCAGAUAUGGUGCCUCCCUCAGAAAGACUGUAAAGAAAAUGGAAAUUUCCCAGCACUCUAAAUACACAUGCCCAUUUUGUGGAAAGGACGCAAUGAAACGAAAAGCUGUUGGCAUCUGGGCAUGUAGUAGAUGUCGUAAAGUUGUUGCUGGUGGUGCUUGGGUAUACAGUACAACUGCUGCGGCCACUGUGAGAAGUCAAGUGCGUAGAUUGAGAGAAAUGAAGGAAUCCUAAAUACCAUCGUUGUUUCUCUGUAUUAUAUGUGCAUUAAAACUUCUCUAAACAA